Messenger RNA from Carassius auratus (goldfish), 4949 nucleotides. Its product is annotated as C-terminal-binding protein 2-like. Bases 314 to 1663 code for a protein of 449 amino acids. NCBI's taxonomy places the organism in Eukaryota, Metazoa, Chordata, Actinopteri, Cypriniformes, Cyprinidae. The transcript is spliced from 11 exons. Gene Ontology annotation, molecular function: DNA-binding transcription factor binding; transcription corepressor activity; NAD binding. The record is from RefSeq and is a predicted model, not a curated record. Gene Ontology annotation, biological process: regulation of transcription by RNA polymerase II. Gene Ontology annotation, cellular component: nucleus.
UCAUGUGUCUGCUCCGAGCGCUCGCUCUUUACAGCACGUUGUCUGCGCGGCCUCGACUUCCUUUUCUGUGCAGGUUUCAUGGCGAGUGAUAGCGGGGAAGAGUUGAUUCAGCUCCCGUGACCACACCGAGCCUCCAGAGACGCUUUCUCCCGCUGCCAUUAUUAAGACCGUGACGUCAGCGGAGUAGUUGGUUGGCUUUGACGUCAUCAGGUGUUUUUAAGGAUUUGGGUGUUUUCGGGACUGAACUGUGUGCUGUGCCCCAUCUUUCGUUGUGUCGUGGCCGUAGCUGGUCUUGCUGAAGAACUGCCAGUCGAUGGCUCUGAUGGACAAACACAAAGUGAAGCGGCAGAGACUGGACCGCAUCUGUGAAGGCAUUCGACCACCCAUCCUCAAUGGCCCCAUGCACCCUCGUCCUCUGGUGGCGCUGCUGGAUGGCCGGGACUGUACGGUGGAGAUGCCCAUCCUGAAGGACGUGGCCACCGUGGCCUUCUGUGACGCCCAGUCCACCCAGGAGAUCCACGAGAAGGUCUUAAAUGAGGCUGUUGCAGCUUUGCUCUACCACACCAUCACGCUCUCGCGAGACGACCUGGACAAGUUCAAAGGUCUUCGGGUCAUUGUGAGGAUUGGCAGUGGAUUUGACAAUGUGGAUAUUAAAGCUGCAGCAGAGCUGGGAAUAGCAGUGUGUAAUGUGCCAGCCGCGUCUGUGGAGGAGACGGCAGACACCGCCAUGUGUCUAAUUCUGAAUCUGUACCGCCGCGUCACCUGGAUGCAUCAGGCUCUGCGCGAGGGCACACGUGCCUCCAGCGUGGAGCAGAUCCGGGAGGUGGCCGGAGGCGCAGCACGUAUUCGAGGGGAAACAUUGGGCAUCAUUGGACUGGGGCGUAUUGGCCAAGCAGUUGCUCUGAGGGCGAAGGCCUUUGGGUAUGGAGUGAUCUUCUAUGACCCGUACCUGCCGGACGGGGUGGAGCGGUCACUAGGACUCCAGCGCAUGGCCACACUACAGGACCUGCUCAUCCACUCGGACUGUGUGUCGCUACACUGCAGCCUCAACGAGCACAACCACCACCUCAUCAACGACUUCACCAUCAAACAGAUGCGUCAGGGUGCCUUCCUGGUGAACACGGCGCGUGGAGGUCUGGUGGAUGAGAAGGCCCUGGCCCAGGCUCUGAAAGAGGGCAGAAUACGGGGAGCAGCCCUGGACGUCCAUGAGACCGAGCCCUUCAGUUUCUCUCAGGGCCCACUGAAGGACGCCCCAAAUCUUAUCUGUACCCCACACACAUCCUGGUACAGUGAACAGGCCUCCAUUGAGGCCAGAGAGGAGGCGGCGCGGGAGGUGCGCAGAGCCAUCACAGGUCGUAUCCCAGACACUCUGAAGAACUGCGUGAAUAAGGAGUAUUUGAUGGCAGCCUCUCAGUGGCCGUCUAUGGAGGCCACCACUGUUCACUCUGAACUCAACGGAGCUGCAGCCUAUAGGUUCCCACCAGGGCUGAUUGGUGUAGCAGCGGGCGGGCUGCCUGGAGCCGGGGCAGGAGUGGAGGGCAUUGUGGCUGGAUCUCUGCCUCUGGCCCACAGCAUCGCCCCGGUCUCACACCCACCUCAUACCCCGUCGCCCGGGCAGCCCUCCAAAGCCGAGGCGGACAGAGACAUCCCUUCUGACCAAUAGCAUCCCAGCACAUUCCAUCUUUGCCCUGAUCGAUGCCCUUUCACCUCACCCGGGGGGACUGACGCCCCUGCUUUCGAUGUGACCUUGGGUCACCCCAGUCCAACAGAACAUGUGUACAAACACAGGAGUGAAACCCUGUACCCCGAACGUACCCCUCAUUUCCACUCGCUGUCUCCUCUGUUGAUCACUUUGGCAGAAAGCAAUAACUUCUCUCAAGGAUUCAAUAAUUGGGUUGAUACACACUAUUUCUAAGCUACGAAAUCCCAGCUCCUUUGCUUUGUAUCUACUCUGGACUAGUUGGAGUUUGUUUCUGAGUAGUGUUUCUUACAUUUCUGUUCUUUUCUUAUCUGUUUUAACAGCUUGGAAAUAAACGCAUGGACCUUGUUUUCUUUCCUUCGUCCGCUGCCCAUCCUCCUCCUAGCGUACAUUUUCUAAAACCUUCUCAACCUGUCCCAUCUUAGCAAUCGUUUGAUCGAAACAAAGCAUCAGCUGACUAACGUCUUUAAAUUCAGCAGCAAUUAUUUCACAGCUGGUAUUCAGUAACGGAGGUCAAGGCUAAAGGCUGUGUCCCGUGGCUAAGAGUAACAGUCCAUGGGAAGAGCUCAGAUGUUUCACGUUCCUCUCACUCUCUCUUCAUGUGGAAGGCAUCUUCUAGAUUUGUCCAUCCUCUCUCUCUCUUUAUUUUUGCAGAAAACAAGAGCUUCACCCCCAGAGCUGUUGGGGGUUCUAUCAUGUGCUCCACUUUAAGUCACAAGAUUUACAGCAUCCGUAAUGCCUAAGGUCUGCAUAACAGUGUCAUUGAGAAACGCAUACGUGAGAUUCCAUCGUCUCGUGAUGGCCGACUUGAUUUUAUUUCGUGCGCUGCUUGUGAAUGAUGACUAUGAUGGGAGAUCCAGCUUCAUUAAUGCAAAUUUCAAACAAAGCCAUAUUCCUAGUGUAUAGCAUCUCUAACUUAAACAUAUCUGCAAGAUUUGACACCCUAAACCUAACCCUCAAAAAACAUUGACCUCCGCUUGACUCAUACUGAGAUCCACCAUAGCUAAGCUGAUAACAUUGGCACCUUUUUUUUUUUUUUUUUUUUUUUUAACGUAGCCAUUUGAAGAAUGUUUGCCUUGGCUUUUCAAAUAUUCUUUCUGUCCUGGAUUAUCUCUUGUACUUCCUCCUUGUGCCUCCUUUUUCCGAUUAGGCCUUCUCUUUGUGACACGGCUUGUCCUCCAUCAGUUCCCAUGAAAUCACUGUGUAGUGCAUCCGCCCGUCUGCCCUGCCCUUCCUCCUUCCCACAAGGCACUUAAACUCUUAACACACACUCACAAACACAUUUUCAUACAGACCUGACAAACUGAGCUCCAUCCACCUUUUUAUGAGGAAGUCCUGGUGCUCCGGAGGCUGCUGUAGCGUUGAAGGCCAGCAGAUGGCGACGACUCUCUUCCCCUUCAGGGUCUUAUUGAUAAAUUCAUCCACACUCAGCCGACCGAAGGUUUAGCAGAAAAUCAUACAGACCUGUUGUGGGCUGCACCAUCUGUCGACACACUUCCCUAUACUCUGGAUGGGUGAUGUGGCGAAUUAAAGCAGUUCAUAUACCCUGAGCUUGACACUUUCAUGGGCGUCUUCUAUGAUAUCAGCCUUCGUUUUCUCUGCAUUUUCACCAUUUACAGCACAGAAGAUACGGUGGAAAGAAUGUAAAAGCUAGGUCACUGGAACGCUGGUUGCUUUCCAAGGAAGGUAGGAGAGUGUCUCGGGAUAGUGUCUGAAGAGAAAGGCCUUUCUAGUACCUCAGUAACAGAUAUUGAAUGUAUGCUCAAAACUUUCUCGCUUUGUACAGCUUUUUUAGAUCAUAGGUUCCUAUUUCUGAGGGGGUGUGAAUGCGUCUGCAUGUAUGUGGCCGUGUGUGACCGCUUAUUCAGUUAUUCGCAAAUGACAAAAUUAAGCGCUUUUGUUUUUUUUCUCCUCCAUGCAUUGGAUAUCUAUUACAUUGUUUCAUUAGGCAUUGUUUGAAUCUCAGGCUUUAGCUUUAGGAAGUUCUUGAUCUGUGAUCUUUGUAAUUUUCUGUAUAAAGGAGCACCGUUUCACGUCUUCGUCGAGAUUAGGUUUGAAUCUAUGUGAUUGAGGAUGCGUUCUUGAUGGCAGAUGUUGUCCGUGUCCUCGAUCCUCAUGGAUUCGUGCAUAACGAGAUGCUCGUACCUAUCAGGCCCCUCCCCCUCGAUUCCCAUUGGCCCGGUUGUGAUGUUGAAUUUUGAUUGACGUGCAGCUUUUCCUAGACUGAAGUGAUGCCCUUUUAUUCUAGCUGCUCUGUAAAGAUUCUCCGUACUACAGCGUUUUUUAAUUUUUCGAGUUACUUCUAGCAUUAUCGUGGUGUUUCUUUGCCGUCUGCAUCAUCCAGCUUUGAUAUGAGAUGUGCACUGUUAAAAAAAAAAAACAAGAAAUGAGACGUUUCGAUCUAGAUAGUGUCAUUCAGUGUUCAACAUGUUGUAUUGAAACAUUUCAAGAUGAGUCUCAUUUCAUCCUUUCACCUCCAGCACCCCCCGUGGUACCCUCGCUGCCUUAAUAUCAUAGACCCCCCUCCCCCCAUUCUCCUCUUUCCUCCCGCAAACACACAUGCAAGAGAGAGGAGGCUGUUUUCUUUAGCCAUAUGUUGCUCCGUGUGCUUGAUGCAUAUUUCUGGAGAACACAAAUGGCUUUCACUUUGAGGUGUGAAAUGCUCAGGCACUAUGAAAGACCCUUUCAGGAGCCGCCGAUGUGGUUAGAUCUAGUGCUGGAGAGCACCGAUAUGGACUCGCAGCAGUUGGUUUCUCUCUCAGGGCACUAACACACACACACACACACCCUACAGCCGCCAGUUACACUCUUCCUCCAUCCCAAUGAAGAUCAUGUUGUAUGUCUCCAGAGCUCUCCUACACAGUCCGUCUUUCAACAGUGAUAUUUUUUCCUUUCUAUCACUCUUUUCUCCUUACUUUUUGCGUGUUUGUCGCACUGACUCCUAACAACAGAAGAAUGAAUGUUUUAAUAGAACUGCGUGUAACGUUGAAGUUGGGAAAUGUAUUUUUACAACAUGUGAACUUUUUAUUCCUUUCUCUUACCUUCGUUUUGUUGUGAAUUGAUUUUAUUUUCUCCCCAUCACCAGACUGCAAAAAACAACAACAAAAAAACAACAAAAAAUCCUGUAACUAGGCUCUUAAGCUUUACUUUUGUUUUUGUUUACUUUUUUAUUAGAAAACAAUCAUGUUUGUGAUGGUAACCUCUGAUGGUAAAUUCCACAAUGUAUUUUAAUAAAAUCCUAAAGAUUAAA